Molecule: messenger RNA, 1915 nt
Organism: Andrographis paniculata
Lineage: Eukaryota; Viridiplantae; Streptophyta; Magnoliopsida; Lamiales; Acanthaceae
Product: probable prolyl 4-hydroxylase 10
Exons: 8
Coding region: 138-1232 (364 amino acids)
Biological process (GO): peptidyl-proline hydroxylation to 4-hydroxy-L-proline
Cellular component (GO): endoplasmic reticulum
Molecular function (GO): iron ion binding; procollagen-proline 4-dioxygenase activity; L-ascorbic acid binding
Source: RefSeq, a predicted model, not a curated record
ACUUGACUUACUGAGAGAGUACGUACGUACGUAUUUGUACUUCUUCCCAAAAUGAUCGCUUUGGGGGUUUCACAAAUUCCGGACUCGGAGGAGCUGUUGGAUUCCGCCGUCCAACAAUUGCCGACUUACCAUCAAUUAUGGCGGGGAAGAGCAGGCACCACUACGGGAGGAUUGCGCCGCUGCGGAAAGCGGCGUUUCUUUGUGCGCUUCUAAUGGUAUCGUUCCUGAUUGCGAUCUUUUUAUCUUUCGGAAUUUUCUCCUUUUCCAGCGGCAAUUCCAAGGAUUCUCCCGAGGUCCACGAUAUCAAUUCCAUCGCUCGCAAUUUAAUUCGAUCAGGUGAUGGAGAUGGGGAAAGUAGUGAUAAGUGGGUUGAAAUUGUUUCAUGGGAGCCUAGAGCCUCCGUUUUCCAUAAUUUCUUGUCAAAAGAGGAGUGUGAAUAUCUUAUCAGUGUUGCAGCGCCACAUAUGGAAAAGUCGACUGUUGUUGAUUCUGACACUGGGAAAAGUGUAGAUAGCAGAGUGCGUACAAGUUUUGGAACAUUUCUUGAUAGAGGUCGUGAUGCAAUCGUGCAGAAAAUUGAGAAAAGAAUUGCGGAUUUUACCUUUCUCCCUGUUGAGCAUGGUGAAGGUCUUCAAGUUCUCCACUAUGAAGUAGGCCAAAAGUACGAGCCACACUACGAUUAUUUUUCAGAUGAAUUCAAUACCCAGAAUGGGGGCCAGCGCAUUGCUACUGUUCUCAUGUACUUGUCAGAUGUUGAAGAAGGGGGAGAAACUGUAUUUCCAGCUGCCAAAGGGAACUUUAGUUCUGUGCCCUGGUGGAAUGAGCUCUCAGAAUGUGGAAAAAGAGGGCUUUCAAUUAAACCCAAAAGAGGUGAUGCACUGCUUUUCUGGAGCAUGAACCCAGAUGCAUCGUUGGAUCCAUCGAGCUUGCACGGUGGCUGCCCUGUCAUAAAGGGGAAUAAAUGGUCUUCCACAAAAUGGCUGCGUGUACACGAGUACAAGUGGACUAUCGUGGGUAAGGAUUUCGCACCAAUAUCGUUUCUCGUCAAAGCUAACCUCCCAUUCAGGGAUGCCAUCUCAGGAACUGAACAGGUAUAUUGUAAAGUUAUUGCAACAAUCGGGAAAGUAUUUAAUGACAUUACUAUGGAGUCUGAGGAAUUUUUAAUAUGUAGAAAUUUUGAAAAAGCUGAUAAUAAUACAGAUUACUGGUUCACACGCUUGGUUGGAAUGUAGCUGAGGCCCUUCUAAUAUAUUGAAGUAAAAUGAAUACGAAUGUGCAUGUGUGUAAUAUGAGAGAAUUAUGUGUUGAAUCUGGUUAAAAAUAUUGUUGUUGAAUCAACUAAUAACGUUAUUUAUUUAACAGUCGUAAAAGAAAUAGGUUGAAUGGUACAAAAUAUCAGCACAAUGUCGAGCUAUUGAACAAUGAACUAUGAUGUAGAUAUAUUGAGUUUAAACCAUAGAUGUAUCAUUUUAUGAUGCUUAUAUAUGGAUCUAGAGAGAAUUCACUGAUAUUUAAUUUUGAAUUGUUCAAUGUUUCUACUGGAAGGUGGGAAAAAUGAAUCAGCACAAUCCUCAUCUUCAAUAUAUAUGUGUGUAUAUAUACAAGAGUAGUGUCGAGUAACAGAUACAGUUUUAACAGCAAAAACUAACUAGAGACGUCAAAGUUACUUUAUCUUGCUCCCUCGAUCAUCUUCCACUGAUCUUCCAUCCCUGUUGGAUCUUUCUACAAAAGGAAAUGCUUACUGGAAAUAACAGAUUCCAUUCCCCGGGAUACCUAUAUUGCAUCUGCAUUGCCUACCAAGAUAAGCUACUAAUAAUGUAGAUGCAGAGCAGGGCACAAAAACUGUGGACAAUAUCGAAAUUUUUUAUCUUGAUUCAGUAAGCUUUUCAGGUUGAAAUCCAGAUAUUGCAGCUAG